AUGUUGUUAAGUAUAAAAAGUAUCUUAUGGAUGUACUCUACAUUAGUUAUAACAUACAUGCUGCCGAAAGUUCAAGCAGAAAAAAAAACCCUGGUAAAGGGAUCCCUCUCUGGAACUUCAGUCCUGCCGUGCUUCUUUUCAACCACACCCACUAUAGCCUCCAGCUAUGCAGCUGAGUAUCUUCGAAUCAAAUGGUCAAAGGUUGAACUGGAUAAAAGUGGAAAAGAUGCAAAGGAAACCACAGUCCUGGUGGCCCAAAAUGGCAACAUCAAAAUAGGUCAAAGCUACAAAGACAGAGUGUCUGUUCCAGCCCAUUCAGAGGAGACUGGUGACGCUUCGCUGACUUUCUCUAAGCUGCGUGCAAGUGAUGCAGGGGUGUAUCGCUGUGACGUUAUGUACGGAGUUGAAGACACACAAGGUGUUGUAUCACUGGCUGUUGAGGGUGUUGUAUUUCACUAUCGUGCAGCAACCAGCAGGUAUACUCUGAAUUUUACACAAGCUCAGCAGACUUGUCUGGAAAAUGGUGCUGUCAUAGCCAGCCCAGAACAACUGAAAGCAGCCUAUGAAGAUGGAUUUGAGCAAUGUGAUGCUGGCUGGUUGUCCGACCAGACGGUUAGGUAUCCAAUUAGACAUCCAAGAAUUGGCUGCUUCGGAGAUAAAAUGGGAAAGAAAGGAGUCAGAACAUAUGGGCGCCGUUUUCCUAAUGAAACUUACGAUGUAUAUUGCUAUGUGGAACACAUGGAAGAUGAAGUGGUUCAUGUCUCAGUCCCUGAAAAGCUCACCUUUGAGGAAGCUAAAGAGCUGUGUCGGAAAAGAGAUGGUGUUCUUGCUUCUGUUGGGAACCUGUAUGUCGCCUGGAGGAAUGGCUUUGACCAGUGUGACUAUGGCUGGCUGGCGGAUGGCAGCGUUCGUUACCCAGCCUCAGUGGCAAGGCCCCAAUGUGGUGGAGGUUUACUUGGGGUGAGAACCCUGUAUCGCUAUGAGAACCAAACAGGCUUUCCUUACCCAGAUAGCAAGUUUGAUGCCUACUGCUACGAACGCCAAGAUCCAUGCAAAAGCAAUCCCUGCCUUAAUGGUGGUACCUGCUAUCCGCGUGGUUCGUUUUACAUCUGUACAUGUUUGCCAGGUUUCAACGGCGAGCAGUGUGAAUUAGAUAUUGAUGAAUGCCAAUCUAAUCCAUGCCGGAAUGGAGCCACGUGUAUAGAUGGCCUCAAUACCUUUACUUGCUUGUGUCUGCCAAGCUAUAUAGGUGCUCUCUGUGAACAAGACACAGAGACCUGUGAUUACGGCUGGCACAAGUUCCAAGGACAGUGCUACAAAUACUUUGCCCAUCGGCGUACAUGGGACACGGCUGAAAGGGAAUGCCGUCUCCAGGGAGCACACUUGACAAGCAUCUUGUCUCAUGAGGAGCAGAUCUUUGUGAACCGUAUUGGGCAUGACUACCAGUGGAUUGGCCUCAAUGACAAGAUGUUUGAGCGUGAUUUCCGCUGGACUGAUGGUAGCCCGCUGCAAUAUGAGAACUGGCGACCAAACCAGCCAGACAGCUUCUUUUCUGCUGGAGAAGACUGUGUUGUUAUAAUAUGGCAUGAGAAUGGGCAGUGGAAUGAUGUACCAUGCAAUUAUCACCUUACCUAUACCUGCAAGAAAGGAACAGUUGCUUGCGGGCAGCCUCCUGUUGUGGAAAAUGCAAAGACCUUUGGGAAGAUGAAACCUCGUUAUGAGAUCAACUCCCUUAUUAGAUAUCACUGCAAAGAUGGCUUCAUCCAGCGCCAUAUUCCAACCAUCCGGUGUCAAGGGAAUGGAAGAUGGGAUAUGCCUAAAAUUACUUGCAUGAAUCCGUCCACAUACCAAAGGACUUACUCUAAGAAAUACUACUAUAAACAUUCUUCAUCAGGAAAGGGAACAUCGUUAAAUUCAUCAAAACACUAUCAUCGUUGGAUCAGGACGUGGCAGGACUCAAGGCGCUGAGAGCUAAAUGGUGAAUGGGGAUUUCCACCAUUUCAGCCAAAGUCAUAACUUUCUGUGCCUUUUCUAUCACUUAUAGGAGUAUUAUCAAAUUGUUUUGAAACUAUGGACUGCGGUAUUCACAAUGCAUUUUGCAAAAAUAUGGUGUUUAUCAGAAAAUUAAAAAAAAAAAAAAGGAGAAGUGCUUAUGGGGAUAAAAGGAAACCAUUUCCAGCCUAUAAAGAUUAUUAGUUUUCUAUAUGCCAUCAGUGUGGACCAUUUUAUGAUAUAUACCAGCCUUCUGCAAUAUUUAAACAGCUCGAUUUUAGCACCAAUGAAAAUGUAAAUAAGAUGAUUUUAAUGUUGUUUAAUUGUGUGUUGUUUUUAAAAUCCUGUAUAUAAAAUGAAAAGUCACACUAAUUUCAGGCAUAUUUAUGGUUAGAACGGCCUCAGAGGUCUUCAGUCAUUUAUGACGUUGUUUUUAUGUUGUUUACCUAGGCUGGAAAUGGUUGAAAUAACUUCGCUGACUGAAAUUUGCUAUUAUCAGGUGAAGAUAAACACACAAGUUACAUGACUUUUU
Gavia stellata (red-throated loon) is the source of this 2524-nucleotide messenger RNA. RefSeq names its product versican (gene VCAN). The transcript has 12 exons. The coding region runs from base 1 to 1968 and encodes 655 amino acids. Gene Ontology annotation, biological process: cell adhesion. NCBI's taxonomy places the organism in Eukaryota, Metazoa, Chordata, Aves, Gaviiformes, Gaviidae. Gene Ontology annotation, molecular function: calcium ion binding; hyaluronic acid binding. The record is from RefSeq and is a predicted model, not a curated record.